AUGGUUUGGACGUCCUCCACAGCCAGGCAGCUCUUUCGCGGCCCCACACGACCCGAUGGCCUUCCGCCUGCCAUCGUCGCGGGUCUCUCGUCCACAAACGCGAACGAGCAGCAGGCAGCGAUCGAACAGCUGCGCGGCUUCGUGCACGAGCUCUUCUUCCUCGACGUCAACAAGUUUUUCCUGAUCACCAACCCCAUCACCGCGGGAAUCAUCUGUCUGCUCAUCGUCAUCGGCAUCCCCGUCAUCCUCCACCGUCUCUAUCACAAGCGCCUCGACCUCUUCCGUCUCGAGCGCCGCGCUCAGGGCUCGUACAUCGUGCCCAACGCCAUCAACUGCUUCCUCCUCCUCGAGGGUCUCUACGGCGUGCUCACCGUCGCGUUCAACUUUGUCGUCUGGAAGCUCUUCCACGACGAGAUGGCCGUGUGGGUCAAGUUCUUCCCCGCCUUUAGGUCGUUGAUCUGGAUCCCGCUCUACAUUGGCGCCUUCCUCACCGGGUGGGGGAGUUUCUACACGGCGCCCGGUGCGCUCGACAAGCCGUCGGCAGCGAGGAACAAGACGAGCGCAAAGGGCCGCCUGCCCUGGCCGCUCAUCGUCAACCUCAGCUGCUUGGGCACGCCCGUCGCGCUCAUCAUCUCGCUGCUGCCCCCCGUAUGUCUCUCGUCCGUCAAGAUGGUGGAUGCCUUCAACAUGUACAAGGCGUGGGAUGCGCGCGUGCAGGCGCUGGUGGCGGCGACGGCACCGGGCGCGCUGGUUGCACCGACCGCUGUCCAGGCGACGAGCGCACAGGCGUACGACAUCUUUUACACUUGGACGCGCUCGUACUACUUUGUCGACAUCAGCUAUGUGCUCUGGGCAUUCUGGGCGCUGUUGUUCCUCUUCUUCUACGUGCCUGCAGGCGGCACGCUCGUGUUUCUGCUCUUCCGACAGGUGCGCAAGCAAAAGGCCAUCCUCGUCAGCUACCAGCGCAAGAUCGAGGUGCAGCUCGCACACGAGGAGAAGAACGCGACUGUCUUGACGGGCGAUGCGCUCACUGCACCGAGCGCACCCAGGAGCGCAGGGUGGAAUGCGUCCGGCGCCAACUCGCGUGGGCGCGGUGCAGCGCUCGAGGACAUCUACGAGGACCGUGGCGCGUCGGGCGGAAGCGAGGCCACAGGCCAUAGCGGCGUCACGGCAUCGUUCAAGGGCAGCCACGAGAUGGUGGGGAUCGACUCGAUGCUGCGCCAGGAGCCACCGCGGGUGCAUGGCGCACUCACGCCCGGGCUCAACUCGCGCCUCGGGCAGGUGGCGAGUUUGGCCGACGAGGCGCAUGGCGAGAGCAACCUCACGGCGGCUGAGAUGACGCCGCCCGUGUCGCCGCGCUCGCCGUCUAUGCUGCGCCGCCUCAUCUCGGCCACGUCGAGCACGCACAAGCUGGGCACCAGCACGCACAAGCGCGCGCGCCGCGUGUCGAUCACGGGCGGACCCAUGUCGCGGUACAAGUACCUGCGGCGGUGCUUGGUCAACCUGCUCAUUCUUUACCUCGGCAUCAUCUCGGCCGCGUGCUUCUUUGGCGCCGUGACGAUCUAUCUGGCGGCGGUGGAGUACGAGCAUGCGCUGCAGGGCCCGGAGGCGGUGGCCGAGUCGAUUGCCAUUGCGGGCGCCACGGCAGCGUGGGUGUCGGCGGUGUUUGGCGUGCUCACCAUCGGCUCGAUCAUCUUCCGCAACUUUGACAAUCCGCAGCCCGAGGCGAGUCAGGGCAGUGGUGGCGACGGUGCGCUGCGCAAGCGCUUCCACCGCAAUGCGUCGCGCACGCUCGAGUCGGGCGAGGCGCAGGGGGGCGUGGGCAGGGGCGCGCACGACAAGACCAGGACGCUGCCUGCCGUGCCCGAGAGCGUCGACAUCGAGGCAUCCAUGGUGUCGAGGUCCCGACCCCACAUGGCGCACGACAUGUCGAUGAAGUUCGCCAUGGGUGAGGGACACGGUGGAUUUGUGAUGCGGCCGGAUGAUCAGCUGGCGUCGGCCAUGUCCGUGGGCAAUACGCCCGAGAUCGAGGUGGCGCCCAGCGGCGGUAGGGCGCAGGGGCAGCAAGGGGCGGCGCUGAGACCGCUGGGGCCGCCGGCGAGGGCAUGGCUGGGCAGGGAGAGGGAGGCGACCAUGUCGAUCCCGCAGGACGUCACCGAGUCGUUUGGCCUCUACUCGCUGCCCAUGCUCACACGCCCGGGCGAGGCGGCGCCGGUAGACGCCGUCGAGGGACACGAGACCGUGGCGGACUCAACCUUGCGCGAGUAUCCCUCGUUCGACCCACAGCUGAUGCGCAGCGUCGACCAGGAAACCGCGCUCGAUGCGGCACCGAUCAGUCCGCGCGACACGAGCUACAGGAAACCCGUGUCGCGUGGCGGAUCGCCCGUGCUCAAGCGGCACGCGAGGCUGCCCGACAGCGUGGGCAGCGAGACACCCGCGUCGAGGAUCGCAAGGGAGUGGGCGCAGUCCCAGUACCUCGCUACACCGCUGCCUGAGCCGCCGGCCCGGGGUGAUGCUGCAGGGUGGGUCGAUGACAUGGACAGUGCACCGCUGUCCCCGCCUGUUUCGCCGCCCAGCUCCCCACCGAGGCCAAAGCGCGAUCAUAGGAGACUCCUGUAG
Messenger RNA from Moesziomyces aphidis, 2619 nucleotides. Lineage: Eukaryota; Fungi; Basidiomycota; Ustilaginomycetes; Ustilaginales; Ustilaginaceae. The record is from the annotation of a GenBank genome assembly.